Molecule: messenger RNA, 1515 nt
Organism: Stylophora pistillata
Lineage: Eukaryota; Metazoa; Cnidaria; Anthozoa; Scleractinia; Pocilloporidae
Product: EGF-like repeat and discoidin I-like domain-containing protein 3
Source: RefSeq, a predicted model, not a curated record
AUGGAAUUGUAUGGCUGCCCAGGAUGUGUGUCACCGUAUGGCAUGAAAAAUCGCAAAAUUUCUGAUUCCCAAAUUAAGUCGUCUUCUCAACUGGACGAAAAUCUUUCUGCAAAGCAUUCCAGGUUACAUUCAAAAGCAAACAGAGAAAAUGGAGGAAGCUGGUCAGCACUUAAAAAUGACGUAAAGCAAUGGCUUCAGGUGGACCUCGGUAGUUACAUACGGGUGACGGACAUAGCUACUCAGGGAAGAAAUGGGCACGACGAGUGGGUGACAAAGUUCAGGCUGCAAUGCGGCGAAGAUGAAGAUAUCUUUCAUUUCUUUGAGGAUCCAGAAGAUUUUGCUGCGAUGGUUUUCAAAGGAAAUGCAGACAGCGACACUGUUGUGUACAACGCACUGGCUCCACCAAUCAUAACGCGUUAUAUUCGAUUCAAACCAGCGGAGUGGCACAAUCGAAUAUCAAUAAGGAUCGAGAUCUAUGGCUGUCCAGGUUGCAUAAAUCCUCUUGGAAUGGCAUAUGGAUCAAUAUCUGAUAUUCACAUAACAGCAUCAUCACAAUUGGAUGGCAAUCACUCCGCAUCACAGGCCAGGUUACAUUUCCAAGCCGAUGGUUACAAAGUUGGGGGUUGGUCAGCUCUCUCAAAUGACCGUAACCAAUGGCUUCAAGUGGAUUUUGGUAAGUACACAACAGUGACGCGCUUGGCGACUCGGGGGGUGGAUGGCUACAAUCAGUGGGUUACCAAAUACAUGUUACAAUACAGUGACGAUGGAAUAAACUUCCACCUCUACAAGGAAGCCAAGUCCAGUUCUGCAAAGGACCACCCCAAGGAUUUUGAGUGUGUCCUUUGUAUGGACAUUAGAAUCAUUAAGAUGGAAAUCAUACUGUCAACAGAGUCUCCUGAAUGUUCCUCCGCAGUCUCAAAAACCUCGCCAGUGGAGUUUGAAUCGCAUGCCGCCGAAGACCGAGAGACUGUUGUUUAUAACGUGUUGAGCUCACCAAUAACCACACGCUACAUCCGAUUGAAGCCGGUGGCCUGGAACGACCACAUAUCGAUGAGAAUAGAAAUCUACGGCUGUCCAGGUUGUGCAGCACCCCUUGGCAUGGAUAGCGGAGCAAUCACCGAUGCACAGAUAAGUGCUUCUUCACAGUGGAAGGAUAACCAUGCGGCCAGGCAAGGAAGGUUGCAUUAUAAGAGAGUUUUUGGCACCUCCGGUAGUUGGUCAUCACUUAGAAAUGAUUUAAACCAAUGGUUUCAAGUGGAUCUUGGUCAAUACACUACAAUAACUGGUAUAGCGAUCCAAGGCAGAAAUCAUCCAAGGAUAGACCAGUACGUGACAGCAUAUAAGUUACAGUAUAGUGACUAUGGAGUAUCUUUUCAGUUUUUCAAGGAGACGCCACUCGAAGCUGAGAAGACAACGUCUUCGAUGCGAAAGCCACGGAGUACUCUUGGCCAUCGAUCAGCUGUGAAAGAACGGCACCGAGGGCAACACCCGAAGCAUCUGCUGAGACAACGGUGA